GGAGCAGGCGCUCGGCGGCGGAGCGGAGCGGCGGGCGCGGCAGCGGCUGCGGGUCUGGGGACAUUGCCGGCAACAUGCGCCUGCUGCGGGCCCUGCUCUGCCUCUGGCUGCUGGCCGAAGCGGCCCUGGCUUCCCGGGUACGUACCCGCCGGGAGCUGGGUCCCGGCUUGUAUGAGCACGGGGUCUACGAUGCCGGUGGGUCCUACUGCCAGCGAGGGGACGUCUGCUGCCACGGCCGUAACGAUGGCUGCACCGUGCCCUACCACGACACCCUCUGCUACUGUGACCUCUUCUGCAACCGCACCGUCUCCGACUGCUGCCCUGACUUCUGGGAGUACUGCCUGGGCAUUCCGGCCCCUUUCCCCAAAGCUCCAGGCUGUGCCCGCGCCGGCCGCAACUACCCCACCGGAGCCACGUACCGGGAGAACUGCAACCUGUGCACCUGCGGCCCCGGCGGGCAGUGGCAGUGCGAGGACCAUGCCUGCCUGAUGGAUGGGGAGCUGAUCGACGCCGUCAACAGGGGCAAUUACGGCUGGAGAGCCGCCAACUACAGCCAGUUUUGGGGCAUGACGCUGGAGGACGGGAUCCGGUACCGCCUGGGCACCUUCCGACCCUCUCCCACCGUCAUGAACAUGAACGAGAUGCACAUGAACAUGGACUCCAACGAGGUGCUGCCUCGCCACUUUGAUGCGGCGGCAAAGUGGCCCGGGAUGAUCCACGAGCCCUUGGACCAGGGCAACUGUGCCGGUUCCUGGGCUUUCUCCACGGCGGCCGUCGCCUCGGACCGCAUCUCCAUCCACUCCAUGGGACACAUGAAGCCCGCCCUGUCACCCCAAAACCUCCUGUCCUGUGACACCCGCAACCAGCGGGGCUGCAGCGGGGGCCGGCUGGACGGUGCCUGGUGGUACCUCCGCAGGCGAGGGGUGGUGACGGACGAGUGCUACCCCUUCACCAGCCAGGAGAGCCAGCCGGCGGCACAGCCCUGCAUGAUGCACAGCCGCUCCACGGGCAGGGGCAAGCGGCAGGCGACGGCACGCUGCCCCAACCCCCAGACCCACGCCAACGAGAUCUACCAGUCCACCCCUGCCUACCGCCUCUCCUCCAGCGAGAAGGAGAUCAUGAAGGAGCUGCUGGAGAAUGGCCCCGUGCAAGCCAUCCUGGAGGUGCACGAGGAUUUCUUCAUGUACAAGAGCGGGAUCUAUCGGCACACGCCGGUGGCCGAGGGGAAGGGGCCGAAGCACCAGAGACACGGGACCCACUCAGUCAAAAUCACCGGGUGGGGAGAAGAGCAGCUGCCUGAUGGCCAGACCCAAAAAUACUGGACCGCGGCCAACUCCUGGGGCACGGCGUGGGGCGAGGGCGGCCACUUUCGCAUCGCCCGCGGCGUCAACGAGUGCGAAGUGGAGACCUUCGUGGUGGGCGUCUGGGGCCGCGUCAGCAUGGAGGACAUGCCCCACAAGUGAGCCCCCCGCUGCCCACUGUCCUCCCACCCCGGGGCCCCCCCCAGCCCCGGAGAUGUCCUUGUCCCUACGAUGGCCCUGCCCAGCACCGCAGCCCCUCCGUCCCCUCCUGGGGGUACCCGUGGGGUGGGACCCCCACGCAGCCCCGUGCCGCCGGGCAGGGGCAUGAGACUGUCCCCUGCGUCCCCAUCCCCGGGGGGGCCGCAUGCCCCCGCUGUGCUGACGCUGCGGCUGGGUGCAAUGGUGCGUGCAUGGGGUGUGCGGACGGGGGUGCCCCGGGGGCCGGACCCACAUCCCGUGGGAUUUACCAGCUAAUCCCCCCGCCCCGGGCUCGGCUGGGCUUCGGUGGCAGCUGGGGGCUCUUCAAAGGCGGCCACCCCCCACCCUGACCGGUGCUGAUGGCUUCACCCCCCUUCUCCCACUGCCGGCGAGCACGUGUCUGGGGGAGCGCUGCAGCAGGACCCCCGGGGCUCCUGCACCCCCAUAUCUGCCCCCCCAACUCCCCUCACCCGGGCAUCCCUGGAGCCAGGGGAGUAAAAUAACCCAGCAGUGCCCGGGGCGGGGGGGUUCACCCGUGCCCCCAGGGCUGGAGGAGCCCCAAGGCUGGGUGUUGCCAGCUGGGGAUCAGGAUGGGGUCCCCACCGUCCCCCCUGCCUGUCCCUAUGGUGCUAUGGCCCCUGCCACCCCCCUGGGGACCGCGGGGACCGGGGAGGGCUCAGCCCCACAGUGUCCCUGCCCCGGAGGGGCCACAAUUGGGGACCACGCAGCAGCACAGCCCAGGCCCUCCCACCCUUUCCCCCCCCCUCCGCCCGGGGCUGUACUUUUAAGACUUUUUGUAUUUAUUUUGCUUUUUAUUAUUUGUAAAUAAAACUUAUUGAAGCCU
Molecule: messenger RNA, 2343 nt
Organism: Harpia harpyja (harpy eagle)
Lineage: Eukaryota; Metazoa; Chordata; Aves; Accipitriformes; Accipitridae
Gene: TINAGL1
Product: tubulointerstitial nephritis antigen like 1
Exons: 12
Coding region: 75-1463 (462 amino acids)
Biological process (GO): proteolysis
Cellular component (GO): lysosome
Molecular function (GO): cysteine-type peptidase activity; peptidase inhibitor activity
Source: RefSeq, a predicted model, not a curated record